Molecule: messenger RNA, 2747 nt
Organism: Dreissena polymorpha
Lineage: Eukaryota; Metazoa; Mollusca; Bivalvia; Myida; Dreissenidae
Product: 52 kDa repressor of the inhibitor of the protein kinase-like
Exons: 4
Coding region: 1-2331 (776 amino acids)
Molecular function (GO): protein dimerization activity
Source: RefSeq, a predicted model, not a curated record
AUGAAACGCAAACAGGCAACACUUGAAUCCAUUUGGAUCAAGAAACCAAAAACUAAUGAACCAACUGAAAAUGAGUCUGUUGCUGCUUUCAGCUCUCCGGUACCUCUGGCACCCUCAGCAACAUCCAGCAAUGACAUUAGUGUGUACGCUAGACAACAUGGUAAAUUUACUGAUGAGGAACGUGACACUCUUCUCUCUACGGACUGGAAACCAUCAGAGAAACACAUGUACAAAAAGACACAAUUCGGCAAAACAAGUCGGACAUUCCAGUCAUCCUGGCUCCAGAAAUAUCCAGGACUUGUGUACAGUGUCGAAGAAGAUGGAGCGUAUUGCGUACAUUGCGUCACAUUUCCAGGGAACAAAAAACGUGGAAAAUUAGUUAGUGAACCAUUUCAAAACUGGAAGAAAGCCAUUGAAGUCUUCGAUGGUCAUUUUUUUCCAGAUGCAAAGAAACACUCCAAAGACGGGGGUACUGGGUAUCAAGCCCACAUUGAUUCGCGCAUAUGUUGUGAGCAGUUUAUGAGUGUGAGAAAAAACAACGCUCCCGUUAAUAAGCAGGUCGAUGCAGCUCUGCAGGCCAGACGGAAGAAGAAUGCUGUGGUUCUUGAGUCUAUCACCAAGACAGUGUUGUUAUGUGCGCGCCAGAACAUAGCCCUCCGUGGGCAUUCUGACAGUUCAAAAUAUUAUGAUGAUGAAUCAGUGAAUUGUGGUAAUUUCCAAUCACUUAUAGAGUUUCGUGUUGAGUCAGGUGAUUCUGUUCUCAAGGAACACUUUGCUACUUGUGGGAAGAAUGCUACCUAUCGCAGUCCUACAAUUCAGAAUGAACUUCUUGACAUUAUGGGACAGACAGUUGAACGCAAGAUAGUGAAUGAAAUAAAAACUGGUGGUAAAUUCUACUGUGUGUCUGCCGAUGAGCCGUGUGUCAGGUUUAUAGACGAGUCUGACAAGAUCCGAGAAGAGUUUCUCCGGUUUGUAGAUGUCAGUCCAGAUACCAGUGGCGAGGCUCUCUCCCAAGCUAUCCUCGACGUGCUAACAGACGUUGGUCUAGACCCUUCCAUGAUGCGGUCACAGUGCUACGAUGGUGCUGGUAACAUGACGGGUAAGACAAAAGGUGUAGGUCCAAGAAUCCAGCAUCAGUACCCCAGAGCUCUUCCGUUUUGGUGCACGGCUCACCAGUUGAACGGCUGUGUAGUACAUGCUUCCAACAGCACACUUGUACGAAACAUGAUGGGAACAGUUGACAGGAUUGCUGUGUUCUUCAACUACUCGCCGAAACGACAGACCUGUCUUGCUGAAUGUCGGGCUGCCAUGGAAGUCACCGAGUCCAAGCGCCAGAAGAUAAAGUCUCUCUGCCGUACACGCUGGGUAGAACGACACGACGCCCUUGAGGUCUUUAUCGACUUUCUACCCGCCAUGGUUGAUGCAAUGUCUCAGUUAAUGGAGAAUGAAACCAAGUCUACAACAUCUGCUGAAAUCUCUGGGUUUUUGAUGGCGAUUACUGGUUUCCAGUUUAUCGCUGUCCUGGUGAUUGUGACCCGCUGUCUCAGCUAUAUAAAACCCCUCACUGUUGCUCUUCAAGGUCGUUCGGUUGAUGUGGUCAAGGCCAUGUCUCAGGUUAGUGUGGUGCAGCAAGCUCUCCAAGAGGUCCGUGACAACAUCGACACCUACCAUAACACCUGGUUCCAAGAAGUUUCAACUAUCGCUGACAAUCUUGGUGUUCAGCCAUCUCAACCCAGACUGUGUGGUCGUCAGACUAAGCGUGACAACAUCGAAGCAGCAACACCCGAAUUGUACUACAAAAGAAACCUAACGAUUCCCUUUGUUGACACUUUUGUGAAUGAAAUGGACACCCGAUUCAGUGAUUUGCAGACUAAGGCAGCCAUGGGAUUGAAGCUUAUACCGGAACAAAUGUGCGCCUCUCCUGUCAGUGCUAGUGACCUUGAAUGGUUCAUUGAUGAUCUCCCUUCCCCUCAGUCCUUGCCUGCUGAGUUGCACUUAUGGCAGGCUAGAUGGAAAGGUGUUACCAACCCACCUACUACCCUUCAGGGGGCUGUUGAACAGUGUGAUUCACAGCUGUACCCCAACAUUUACACGGUCUUGUCUAUCGCAUGUGUGUUCCCUGUCACAUCAUGUGAGUGUGAAAGAAGUAUCAGUGCCCUAGGACUUGUAAAGACAAAACUGAGAUCUUCAAUGGGUCAGGACAGGUUGUCCGCUUUGUGCCUUCUUUCUGUUCAUAGGGACAUUGACAUUAACAUUUGCAAUGUUGUCCGAGAGUUUGCUCGGAAGCAUCCUAGGCGGAUGGAUCUUCCUGACAUCCUGUCUGAGCUGUAGACAUUUGUUGAAUAGUGGUAUAAUCACUUCAGCAUUAGCAUUGUAUUAUUUUGCUGUUAUAAUGAUAUUUUAUUCUUCAUUCAUCAUUGUUGUAUUUGUUGCUUUUAUUAUGUGCAAUUUGCUGAUCAGUUCCCUUUAAAUCUGAUUUGAGGUGAUAAUUUCCUUUAAGCCUUUUUUAUUUUAUGGCCCUUUUUUACACCUUUUCUUUUUAUGGUAGGUUAGGCCCCUUCCUUGGGUCAAGAUCAGCAAUCUUUUACACAGCUUUUAAUUGUGAAUGUAUAGUACUGAUAUUAUAUUUCUGCUUACAUUAUAAUAAUGUGCUAUAAAAAUACUGCUUUGGUUAUGCUUUUAGUGUGUUUUAUUAUUAUAGUAUUACUUAUGUAUGCCAUGUAUUUAUGAUGUGUUGAAAUUUGCUA